Messenger RNA from Phytophthora sojae, 537 nucleotides. RefSeq lists its product as hypothetical. The transcript has a single exon. Gene Ontology annotation, molecular function: carboxy-lyase activity. Lineage: Eukaryota; Oomycota; Peronosporomycetes; Peronosporales; Peronosporaceae. The record is from RefSeq and is a predicted model, not a curated record. Bases 1 to 537 code for a protein of 178 amino acids.
AUGCCCCUCACCGUUCCUGGCUUCCACACCAACACGCCGCUGGACGCGACCUUCGACAAGGACAUCCGCGACCUGCACCUAAUCUACGACUACGACGCCGAGUCGGCGGACGGCAAGCCGGAAAAGUGGCGCUACGAGCUGUGGUUCUUCUCGCACGACCGCGUGGUGUACGCCAUCCACGGCGGCCCCAUGGCCGGUCGCACCAACUACCAGACGUGCGCGUACCAGUGCGUCCGCCCGGGCGAGCUGUGGCAGUGCAACUGGCUGAAGGAGACGGGCACCAUUGUGAGUCUGGUGUUCGACAUCAAGAAGCAAAAACUCACGACCAUGAUCGCCUUCUCCAAGUGCCACUGGGAGCACCCGGUGGAGGCCCACGGCGACAAGCGCAACGCCUCGGAUUUUGCUCGCUGGCGAAAGCUGGCUGACCUCGGCAACCAGAAGGACCGACUGCUGCUGUGCGAGCAGGCUGACAUCGUCGAGGCGUUCAAGGGCAAAGGAAGCCUGGAGCCCAUCGCGCCGGACGCCGAGACGCUGUAA